This is a messenger RNA of Diceros bicornis minor, 7078 nucleotides long. RefSeq names its product 6-phosphofructo-2-kinase/fructose-2,6-biphosphatase 2 (gene PFKFB2). Gene Ontology annotation, cellular component: cytosol. NCBI's taxonomy places the organism in Eukaryota, Metazoa, Chordata, Mammalia, Perissodactyla, Rhinocerotidae. Gene Ontology annotation, biological process: fructose metabolic process; fructose 2,6-bisphosphate metabolic process. Bases 120 to 1676 code for a protein of 518 amino acids. Gene Ontology annotation, molecular function: ATP binding; 6-phosphofructo-2-kinase activity; fructose-2,6-bisphosphate 2-phosphatase activity. The transcript has 15 exons. The record is from RefSeq and is a predicted model, not a curated record.
ACAGUUCCAAGCUCCUUAUGGAGCUGGCGUCAGCGAGUCUGACUUGAGCCCCGCCCCCUGGUGCCUGCGGGCGCUCGAUUGGUCGAAGAUUCUCUCCAGACAUCUCCUGAAGAGCUGCCAUGUCUGGGAAUUUUACAUCUUCCUCAGAACAGAACAACAAUAGCUGUGAAACCAAAACCUCAAGUCUUCGAAUGUCAGAGAAGAAAUGUUCGUGGGCAUCUUACAUGACCAACUCUCCGACUCUCAUCGUUAUGAUUGGCUUGCCAGCCCGGGGCAAAACCUAUGUGUCCAAGAAACUCACACGUUACCUCAACUGGAUUGGGGUACCCACCAAAGUGUUUAACCUUGGGGUGUAUCGGCGCAAAGCAGUCAAGUCCUAUAAGUCCUACGACUUCUUCCGGCACGACAAUGAGGAGGCCAUGAAGAUCCGCAAACAGUGUGCUCUGGUGGCCCUGGAAGACGUUAAGGCGUAUCUCACCGAGGAGAGUGGGCAGAUUGCGGUGUUUGAUGCCACCAAUACCACUAGGGAGAGGAGGGACAUGAUUUUGAACUUUGCCAAGGAGAAUUCCUUCAAGGUAUUCUUUGUGGAAUCUGUCUGUGAUGAUCCCGACGUCAUCGCUGCCAACAUCCUGGAGGUAAAGGUGUCGAGCCCUGACUACCCUGAAAGGAACAGGGAGAAUGUGAUGGAGGACUUCCUAAAGAGAAUUGAGUGCUACAAAGUCACCUAUCAACCCCUUGAUCCGGACAACUAUGACAAGGAUCUUUCUUUCAUCAAGGUGAUAAACGUGGGCCAGCGAUUUUUAGUGAACAGAGUCCAGGACUACAUUCAGAGCAAGAUAGUCUACUACCUCAUGAACAUCCACGUCCAGCCUCGCACCAUCUACCUUUGCCGGCACGGAGAGAGCGAGUUCAAUCUCUUGGGGAAGAUUGGGGGUGACUCUGGCCUCUCGGUGCGGGGAAAACAGUUUGCUCAGGCUCUAAGGAAGUUUCUGGAGGAACAGGAGAUAGCAGACCUCAAAGUGUGGACGAGCCAGUUAAAGAGGACUAUCCAGACCGCUGAAUCCCUGGGGGUGACCUAUGAGCAGUGGAAGAUUCUGAAUGAGAUUGACGCUGGGGUGUGUGAGGAGAUGACCUAUGCAGAGAUUGAGAAGCAGUACCCAGAUGAGUUUGCACUUCGAGAUCAAGAGAAAUAUCUGUAUCGAUAUCCUGGUGGGGAGUCGUACCAGGACCUGGUGCAGCGGCUGGAGCCCGUCAUCAUGGAGUUGGAGCGUCAGGGCAACGUCCUCGUCGUCUCCCACCAGGCCGUCAUGCGCUGCCUCCUGGCCUACUUCUUGGAUAAGGGUGCAGAUGAGCUACCGUACUUGAGGUGCCCUCUCCAUACCAUCUUCAAACUUACUCCUGUGGCCUACGGGUGCAAAGUGGAAACAAUUAAACUCAAUGUGGAGGCUGUGAACACUCACCGUGACAAGCCAACUAACAACUUCCCCAAGAAUCAAACCCCUGUAAGGAUGAGAAGGAACAGCUUUACGCCUCUGUCCAGUUCGGAUACGAUAAGGCGUCCAAGAAAUUACAGUGUUGGGAGCCGGCCCCUCAAGCCCCUCAGCCCUCUCCGUGCCCUGGACAUGCAAGAAGGGGCCGACCAGCCGAAGACCCAAGUCAGCAUUCCGGUGGUGUGACCGUGUGUUUCCCUCCAGCCUUAGCCUCCUGCCCUUGUUUCUAAUCACUAGGGAAUCAUUUAACUUCCAACUUCCACCCUUGACCCCCCACCAUGGGUCUUAACAUAGAACGUGUGGUCAUGUGUUUCCAGACCAACCUAAGCUACUCUGCAGUGUGAAACAUCUCCCUGCCAGGGGCAAGUGGACGAGUUGGGUGUUUUGGGCCAGGUGCUCAGUUGGAGUGGUCUGGAGGAGGAGGAAAAGGGAUGCACUCCCCUGGGGCGAUUGGCAUAGCUGGGGCUGAGGCUGAGGCAUGCCCCAUAUACUUGGUUCUUGUCUGUCCCCCCGUGUCUAAACUCGCUAAUGUCCUUGUGUUGGUAAAGUGGGUGGCGGGGUGGAGGGGCACACAGAAGCCCGUUUUCCCUUCACCUUUGUCUCUUCAAGGUGUGCUUGACUCACAGUCCUUACUUGCCUGCUUUCUUCCCAUUCUCUCAUCGCCCCUUUGGGUUGUCCAGUGUGGUGCAUGGCGUUGUCAUUGUGGUGUCUGUCGGAGGGAAGGGGCAGUUGGUGAGAGAGAAGUCUAGGCUCCGUUGAUGCUCUCUGCAGUGGGCCUAAAUGGAUCUGGACCGGGGAAGCCAUUCUUUUCCCUUCUCCCUUCCUCUCAAGCCAGGUCCUGCUAGGGUCAGCCCAGGCUACGGAACAUUCACAGAUGCUCUGGAGCCUGCAAGCAUACGUGGGGUGAGAGUUCUUGCCUCCUUUCAUGAGAAACAGUCCUAAGUCUUGGAUGCCCUGAGGGAAGCUGGCUUUCACUCUGGGGGAAACAUCUUGGUUUGUAUCCUUCACUUCAGAGCCAGGCAUAGGCCUUUUGGCGGCUGUGGAGUGAGGUUUAGGAGAGGAGGGUGGUCUCUAGCUCCUGCAGGGCUCUCGUAGGGUAGUCAUGUCUUUUCUCCAGUGGCUCCCAGCUUCUCUGCCAACCACAGCAAGUUUCUUGUCAAAGACUCUGACCUCUGGAGCUGUUUAGAAGGACAGAGUUAGAUUCAGGAGUCACCACUGAUGUUUGAAUUGCUCAAGGCAAAAGGCAAAGAGUUCCCUCGCGAUGCUUAUUAUUUUCCAGUAAUUUUCAACACACUCUCCUUUUUAAGUUAAAAAAGUCUUUUUGCAUGAGCAGUUUUUUUUCCAAAUAUGGAAAAGCCUCCCUGGAGUAUUCUUUUGUCUCAUCUUGAUGUGCAGAGGAGUCUUUGGGAUGCUGUGGGGUCCAGCUCUUCACCGUGUGCAUUUACCUAUUCACUUCCGUCAUUUCAUUUUCUCUGUAAGAUUCAACAGGAAAUGUUGAGAGCAGGGAUUCUUAGCCCCUUGGGGGCCCAUGAUGGCAUCUCCUCCCCCCCAAAUUUGUAUGCAAAACGUAUGGAUAUAUGUUUUAUCCAUAUAUAUGGAUAUAUGUACAUUUUUCUGAGGCAAGUCUAGAGUUCUCAUGAGAUUUUUAAAAGAGAUAGAGGACUCCCCAUAUUCAAGUUAUCCAUUUGUCUGUUAGAGGUAACCAGUGAGAGCAAGUUAGCUAUUUGCCACGGGUGUUUUUGUUUGGUAACAGAAGACCUUUUGCCAUCGUUCUCAUCUAGGAGUAUCUUUAGAAUCCCCUUUAGAACUUUUGAAACAUACACAUGCCUGGGUCCACUUUAGGCUUAAUAUUAACUCAGAAUCUCUGGGAUUGGGGUCUAGACACAUGUCUGUUUACAUAGCUUCCCUGAUGAUUCUGAUUCUUACUCCAGGUUAGAACUCCACUUUAUGAGGUUGGGUGGAGAAAUACUGGGAUAGUUCCUUGGACAAAGUGUCAACCUAAGAAUUCGGAAUUCCUCAUGGCUCUGAAACGGCAAUUGUCUGGAGUUAGACGUUUGAGCAGAUCACAUUUUAAAUAAGGUGUCCCCUUGAAGGCAGGCUGCUGUGUUUUAGAGGGUAUUCUAGGCUCUGGUCCCAUCUUUAACCUUUAUGUUGCAGGGCAAUGUGGAACAAAUCACUACAUAAAUAGUUGUCCUUGAGUAGUAGGGGAAUUUUAAGCACCUUGGAGAGAGGUACUGAGAUAUAACCUAUAGGUGAUAAAGGUUAUCAUCACUGGCAGCUGACUUGUGACCCUGAGUUCUUUAUUCUUCCAUGCUGAGUGGGACAUCACAGCUAGUUUCCAAAGGCUGCUUGCCUAGAUUCUGCUCAAAAUUGUGUCCAAGAUGUAAAGUACCCUGCUGUUUCUAUGUAGCCGUUACGUAAUGUGUGCUUAGUGUCUUUGUUUGUGGGCUUUGGGCUGGGGGGAGUUGGUGGUGGGGGAAGCAUACACAGAAGUAGAAGAAAUGUCCCUGCCCUGAAGAAGGUUAUUUUAGAGACAAGGCAUAUAAUUUAUAAUAAAUGAAUGUUUGAAAGAGCAGCACAUCGAGUCUGUAAGUGUGGACAUUCAAGUGGAGUAUAGAUUACCUCUCCUGACUUUUCUUUUGGCCUAUGGCUAUGAGACUGAAAGAGUUGGGAGGUGGAAAUGUCCCCGCCCUUGUGACAAUGAGCUAUGGUCUAGGAGGUCUGGGUGGCACUUUUACAAGGUUGCCUCCUCUGACUUUGCUUGGCUGGUGGUAUCUUUAGCCCAAAUGAGCAUUCAUCUGGUCUUUUCUCCUACUGUGUAGUGUGAGUAAUUCAGAGCUAAUGAAUGAGAAGAAGGAGCAUUUUGAGCCAAAGACUUUGGAUUUGGGCUGUACCUACUCUUAGUGAGAGGAGAAUUCCGUAACGAACUGGCAUUAUGUUACUGUUAUAAAUCCCAGCAUUAGACACAGGUCUCUGGGAUGUCCAUUCUGGCCUUCAGCCUGCUGAUUAUUUCUCCACUGUCCCCUGUGCUUGUUUGUUUCCCCAGAAGAGGGGCCUGAGGUGUCUUAUUAUUCUCACACAGGACACAAGAAAUUAGAACUUGACAACAGCAAGGGUUUCAGUAUCUUUCAGUUUUUAGAGCCAGGGGAAUACAGAAUAGAACAGAGCUCUUACUGCAAGUUUUAGAGAAGUCCUACUUCCUACCUUUUCUUUCCUGUGCUCCUCUCACCGCCUUCUUAUUGACUGGAUGUUGGUAGUAUAUACACAGUGCUGAUUAUGUCUGUAUCACAAAUCCUACAAAGGAAGGAUGGACUCCAGAGUACCUUGUGCUGAGGCUUUAUGUUAUGGGAGAAAUAGGUGAAGGCUUUAGCAUUUUAUCUGUUGGUAUAAAAUGGGCAAAGGAAAAUCACUGUGUAUUCUAUUUUCUUUUUCUUGCUUCAGAGCUGAAUGAGGAAUUCUGUGACGGACUUGAAAGAGGAAUCUAAAGCAGAUUUAGAGAACUAGCUUCUCUUCCUGUCUCCUAAUCCUCCAACUGGAGUUUAGCUCCUACUUUUUAUGUGUGUUGUCUUUGGUUUUGUUUUCGUAAGAGGAUUGUUUUACAUUCAGUGGAAAGUGGAAUAAGAAAAUCUUUUUAAAAUAUGCAUUUUGCUAGGGGUCUGCCCUAUAUCAUUGUCUCUGGUUUCUGUUUUUCGGUUUUUUGAUUUUUUCCCCCAAGAAGUUAGAGUUAGGAAUACAAUAUAUUUGUAUUCCGACUGAACGGUUGAGUGUUUCCUGUGAGGUUCUGAGUGUUCCCUUUUGCAACCCACGUUUGAUCUUCAGAGGCCCUGGCAUUUUGAAGAAACGUGAUAGAGCUCUUUGGAAAUAAAUCCAUCUUAGGAUUUUUCUGUGAGCAGGAGAUCUGAGCUCCCAAGAAGCUAACUGGUGCUUGGGGUGCCCAAAGGACAUGGGAGAAAAUGUCUAAUAAUUGAGAGAACUAUAUCUGGGUUAUAUAUUCUUAUGCACAUUCCAUUGUCUUUGCUCAGCCCAGAAGCCAUUGUUGUGUUUGUUUUCAAGAAAUUUGAUAAAUUUAGCCAGGUUUUUCAGUAUACAUUUUGACUUGUUUGUGUUUUAGAAUAUUUUAAUUUUAAAAAUAUGUAACAAUUGAGUCAGGCUGCAACAUUGGCAGGAGUGAUCUCUGACUUCCCAUAGAGGUGACACAGACAUCAGAAGUAUGUCCUAGAAUUUAAUUUAGACUCAUACUGUCUGGAAGACCAUAUCUAGUAGUAUCUAUAUGCUGACUGACUGAUAGACUGGGGUAGGGUCCCUAUGCUGACUGACUGACAGACUGUAGUAGGGUCCCUGUGCUGACUGACUGACAGACUGUAGUAGGGUCCGUGUGCUGACUGACUGACAGAUUGUAGUAGGGUCUGUGUGCUGGCUGGCUGACUGACUGUAGUAGGGUCCGUGUGCUGGCUGACUGACUGUAGUAGGGUCCGUUUGCUGACUGACUGACAGACUGUAGUAGGGUCCAUGUGCUGACUGACUGACAGACUGUAGUAGGGUCCCUGUGCUGACUGACUGACAGACUGUAGUAGGGUCCCUGUGUUGACUGACUGACAGACAUGUAGUAGGGUCCGUAUGCUGACUGACUGACAGACUCUAGUAGCGUCCCUGUGCUGACUGACGGACAGACUGUAGUAGGGUCCCUGUGCUGACUGACUGACAGACUCUGGUAGGGUCCCUGUGCUGAAUGACUGACAGACUCUGGUAGGGUCUCUGUGUUGAAUGACUGACAGCCUCUAGUAGGGUCCCUGUGCUGAAUGACUGACAGACUCUAGUAGGGUCUCUGUGCUGACUGACUGACAGACUCUAGUAGGGUCUCUGUGCUGACUGACUGACAGACUCUAGUAGGGUCCUGUGCUGACCGACUAACAGACUCUGGUAGGGUCCAUAAGCUGACUGACUGACAGACCCUAGUAGGGUCUGUGUGCUGACUGACUGACAGACUGUAGUAGAGUGCCUGUGCUGACUGACUGACAGACUCUAGUAGUGUCCCUGUGCUGACUGACUGACAGACUCUAGUAGGGUCUCUCUGCUGACUGACUGACAGACCCUAGUAGGGUCCGUAUGCUGACAAUCUGAUUGGUUUCUAAUUAUACCAGUUGGUAGUGUAUGCACAUUAUUGUAAUUCUCUGUCUAUUGCAUGUGUCCUACAAAGAAAGGAAGUAAACACUCUACAUGUUUUCUUUAGGGGGAUGUUCUGUGCACUAUGAUUUUUAAUAGACAUUUCUUUGAGAGUAGCAGCCAAAUUCUCAUUUUGUAGAAAAUGAAGGUUGUACAUCACUUGUAUGAUAUUUUGUAAACUCAGCUGAAGAAAUGCCUGCUCAAAGCCUGAAAUUGUUACCCCCAUUGAAGCCAUGCCACCACUCCCCACUUCAGGCAGGACUUCACUUUCACCAUCCGUUUCUGAACCUCUGUGUCCUCAGCGUCCCUCUUGUAGAAUGUAGCAUUCCGUUGGAUAAUGCUGCUGUUUUUAGUUUGCCAUGCAUUUGGCUCUUACUCAUAAUCUAAUAAAUAAAAGUGCAAAGGAAAUUUUGCAUUCAAAAAUU